This is a messenger RNA of Eruca vesicaria subsp. sativa (arugula), 783 nucleotides long. Lineage: Eukaryota; Viridiplantae; Streptophyta; Magnoliopsida; Brassicales; Brassicaceae. The record is from the annotation of a GenBank genome assembly.
GUUGACCAUUUCUGCAUCAUGCUCCCCUCAAAAAUAUUCUCGAUCCAAGAAGCCACAGUUGAAGAUAUCAGACUCGCUUUCAAGGAGAAACGUGUGACAUCAAAGGAGCUAGUCGAGUUGUAUCUCGAAGAAAUCUCCAAACUCAAUCCUAUACUCUGCGCAGUCAUUGAGACGAAUCCAGAUGCUUUGAUCCAAGCUGAGAUCGCAGACAGAGAACGUGAUGUGAAAGAUGUGACCACUGAGCUUCCUUUCUUGCACGGUGUUCCUAUUCUGCUCAAGGAUUCCAUAUCCACUAAGGAUGGGCUUAACACCACGGCUGGUUCCUUGGCUCUGCUUGGUUCUGUCGUGCCUCGAGACGCAGGUGUUGUCAAGAGACUUAGAGAGUCUGGUGCUGUGAUCUUAGGCAAAGCGAGCUUAAGCGAAUGGGCUCAUUUUCGGUCUAACAACAUACCUAGUGGUUGGUGUGCACGUGGGCUCCAAGGAAAGAAUCCGUAUGUUUUAACAGCAGAUCCGUGUGGAUCAAGUAGUGGUUCAGCUAUAUCAGUGGCUGCUAAUCUUGUGGCUGUCUCACUUGGGACUGAAACUGAUGGUUCAAUCCUCUGUCCGGCCAGUCAGAACUCGGUGGUUGGGAUUAAACCGACCGUCGGGCUCACGAGCCGAGCUGGGGUGGUUCCUCUCUCCUUGAGACAGGACACUGUAGGGUGAGACUUACUAGUCUUACUACUGUUGAUUUUUGUACCACAAUGCCAAGUUUCAUUUUUUACUGUGUAUUUGCAAUGUUAG